This is a messenger RNA of Moneuplotes crassus, 4529 nucleotides long. The record is from the annotation of a GenBank genome assembly. NCBI's taxonomy places the organism in Eukaryota, Ciliophora, Spirotrichea, Euplotida, Euplotidae.
GUGUUAAUGAUUUAAUAUAUUUAUUAUUAAGGUUGCGUAGAUAUGGAGGAAAGAAAGGUUGAAUAUUUUAAGAUGCAGGAAGAGGUUUUAAAGGGAGACAGAGGAGGUAAUGUUUGUGAUUUUCCAAGGAAUAACAAAAGAAGUAAAAACCAACAAAGUGAGGGUCAAAACAGUGACUCAGAUAACAAAGGUGGAGGGAUCAAAAAAGAAACAUUCUUAACCAAACUAGAAGCAAAUAAACUGACAUCAGUUCCUCUACAAACCACAGGAAUCGAAGACUACUUCAACUCCGAUAUCUCUUUCGACUCAGAACUAUCCCACAGCAGUGGAAGUGACCACCCUGGGUUAUAAAGAAGGAAAUUACUUCAUCAGAUUGUUCUCCAGCUUCAACCAAAGUUAGCAUGAACCAAGAAAUUGUCCAAAAAUUUGACGAUGUGAGAUCUAAAAUAGCAAAUGACAAUGGAACGACUCUGAUGUUCCUAUUCGCCUCUCCUCUUAUUCAUAAGUUCGGGAACUCAAAGAAGCCAGAAGUGAUGCCUCAACUGAAUUUCAGGAAAGAGUUCAAUGAAAUAGAGUCUUGUUUGCAAGAAUGCUCGCUCAAAGUGAACUACAAGAAAAAGGUUGCUACAAUUGAUAAUCUGCCAGAUAUAAUGAUUGAUAAUCCCUCAGUGUUGCACUUCUCAGGACAUGGAGUGAGGAAUACUAAAGAAAAUAUUGGAAAAGACUACGUAUUUACAAAGAAUGAAGGUGAUAUGCUUGUCUUUGAAGAUUCCUCCCUCAAUGGAGUUCUCAUCAGUGCUAAGAAGUUGAAAGGGAUGCUUGACACCUUCAGAACUCAGAUACAAGUCGUUGUUAUCCUCUCCUGCCACUCAGAGUUUGUUGGAGAAAUCUUUGCCAAAGCUGGAAUUCCUCAUGUUGUCUGUAUCAAGCAGACUGAGAAGAUUUCUGAUGAAGCUUCUAUUGUGUUCGCUAGAAAUUUCUAUAGAACUUUGUUUCAAAGAAAUGUUUGCAACCCCUGCCAAGCAUUUGACCUUGCUGUUGAAGCUGUGAAGCUCCAAGGGCAGACCAAAAAGCUAGGAAAAGGUGAAUAUCUAAAGUUUAUUCAUAAGAAAGAUCAUGAUUCUAAGCAAUGAAGCAUUACUAUAAUGUUCAAAGAAGGCGAAGCUAAAAUGAUAAACCAGGAGCAGAAAAUCGGAAUUCCCCCUGCCAUCGUUGAGAACUUUAUCGGAAGAGAGAUAGAUAGCCAUGAAAUUAUCUCAAUGAUUAACUCAAACAGACUAGUCUGUAUAGAAGGAAUUCCAGGUAUUGGCAAAUCAGCUAUUGUCAAACAAAUCUGCAAUAUUUUGUACGAGAGACAUACUUUUAGAGAUGGAGUCCUCUAUAAUAACCUCAGAGGGUGUACAACUCUGGAAGGUGUCAUAAAGAAAGUAUACAGCACGAUCAAAAUGUUCAGAAUUGGCAGCAACCAAGGUUUUGAACAUAAAGACUUUAGCCAGGUUGAUAUUAAAGAUUUAUACUUUGAGUUGAUUCCACUUCUCAAUAGGUUGAAAAUUUUGAUAGUUCUAGAUAAUUGUAGCGAAAUAAUAGCAACGGAUUCAUCUUCAUUCACUGAAUUUAUCAAUGUUUUUCUUGAGAGAAUGCCCCAUUCAAAAAUAAUGAUAUCAUGAGAAAAGCUUCGAGAAAAUUUGAAAGAUGUUAAGAAAUGAGCUUAUAAAGUUAAAGAACUAUCUGAUAGAGAUACACAUGAGCUGAUGAAGUUAAACGCAGAUUCAAAUGAAAAAUUCUCGAAGGAGAUGAAGGAUCUUAUUUCUUAUGAUCCUUCACUUUAUGCCCAACUCAAGAAGGAUAAAUUUAAGCAUGAAAUUUUCAGAUUUCUCAAUGGCCACCCUCUGUCUAUAAAUAUUCUCUGUUCACUCAGAAAGAGUAUGACCCUACUCCAUAUUUUUCAAUUCAUUAAGAAUUUUAAAGAGGCCAAUUUCAGUGAAGAAGUUGACCCAACCACUCUAUCUCUGACGCUAAAUGUGUACACAAGUCUGGAUUCAAUUAAGAAGGAGAGCAAAGCCACAUAUGAAGCUCUGAUACUUUUGGCUAUCUCUCCUUCAGGGUUUUUAAAACAAGACCUAGAGAAAAUCUACCCUAGAGAAUGGUCUAGUUGUGAGCAAAGACUGCUUUCAAUGUCAAUGAUCCAAUCAAAACCCGUAUAUCUACGUGAUUCCUUAGAAGAAGACUCAUACUCGAUUGACUUCACUCUUUCAAAGAUGGUAAAGAUGCUAGUUCAUCCAGAUGAACUUAGUGAGGCAUACAAGCUAUUUCUGAAGACACUCGUGGAGAUAGUUUAUAAAUCGAUGACAAAAUCUAACGAAAGUGAGAACCUACUGUUGUUCUACGAGAACAGUAUUUGGUCUGUGAUGGAAAAGUAUUAUAUUGAAUCUCAGAGUAUUCUCAAGAAAAAUGAAUCAGAAUUCUUCUCUAACAAAGAAUUCACAGAAGAAAUCAUGUCUGAAAAUAAGAGUAACAAGAAUCUGAAAAGACUCAGAACUUUCAGGAACAAAAUAGGUAAUCUCAAUGGGCUCCUUCUGAGAAAGAAGCUUGGGAGUUCUGAGCUAGACUCAGCAGAAACCUCUCCUAAAAAGAAGGAAGAGACUAAAUUAGAGCCCACUGAGGAACCAACUGAGAAUAAAAAGGAGAAAGACUUCACAUUUAUCAAAGGGUUGAUGAGCAACAUCAUUUCCAAGAAAUUCUUCAAAGAAAAGACACAGAUAAAAUCACCCAAUAACAACCAAGUAAUCGAAGAAGAGAAGUCGGAUAGAGAGAAAAGAUCUGAUACAGAAGAAGACUCAACAGAAACUCCUGCAAAAACUAAAAAUCCACCAGGCAAAAAGAACUUCAUGGAUGUUCUCACUAAAUACUGCGUAAACGUUUCGAACAAGCAACCUCUAAAAGAAGGCACUGGAGGCUUAGAUAGAACAGAAAAAGAGCAGCCCGGAGCAACUAUGAACCAAUUUCUGGCUCUUCCAGUUACCAAAGACCCUUCAAAGAGCGCCAAAGACACUCCAUUGUUAAGUGAAGCAAGCAAAGAGUCAUUCAUAGAGACUGAAAUUAAAAAGGUAUCUUCCCACGGAAAGCCAGCGUUAUCAAAAGCUGCUUUUUCAAAAUUCAAAAUUCCAGAUAAGAACUUUGAAGAAUAUGAGAAAAUUCUGAUUUUCUACACUGCAAAUCUAAUAAUCCGGAACCAAUCGUCUGAAUGUUUUAAAGUAAUCCAGAAGUAUGGCUUGAACUGUGCUGAGGAGGCUGACCUUCAGUCCCAGUUGUACCUAACCAGGAACAUAAUGGAUAAGAACUACUCCUCAGCUCUGUCUAGGCUGGGCCAGUCCAGCAUGCACUAUCUGUUCAGUGUAGCUUUGUACCGAUCAAAGGAUCUUGAUUUUGACAUUGACUUCGCACUACAAGAGAUUGAUGAAGCGAUCAAGAUCUUGAAGCAGACUAGUAGAGACACAUCAUUCCGUAAUGAUGGCCUAGCAGUAUGCUAUUUAUGGAGAGCCUUCCUGAUUUCAGAAAGUGAUCAUGAGUUUUCAGAGGAUGAAGAAGAAUUAAGAGACACUGACAAAAACCUCGAUUUAUUCCACUCACACAUCCUCCACUCCAAACUCCUCCCCUCAUCUUCCAAAUUCAAACAACUCAUCACCCAGAUCAGACUUCCUUCCUCUUCAGAAUCCUCUCUGAACCUAGACAUUUUCGUUGAGUUAAUUCUUAAAGUCCAAGACAGCCGCUUCGAGCCUCGAAGCUUCGCUACUCUAUUCCAAUCCCGCCGUAGCCACCUGAGUAGCAGUACACUAAAAUCUGCGUACAAUAAGUCUCCUUCAGAACGGAAGGCUCUAAAACCCCAAUUAGAGGUGAGCAAGGCCCAAAGGAGGCUAAGCAAAAUGAUUAGUAAUAAGAUGACAGUGGUCAGAGGUAGAACAGGGGUGAAAGAGAUUAAUCAGGCGAAGAGUUUGAAAGUGGGGGAUCAGUGGAAAGAGAAUGGCCCAGGUGAAGAAAGUCAAUCACAAAAUUCGAUGGAUUCAUCAAGCACUCCGAAAGCUUAUCAAACUGUCCGUGGACUGCCGAUACCUAGAUCAUCAUACUAUAAUUCAAGAAAACCUUAUUUUUCUCAGCAAAAGCCUCUCAACUUUACAAUAGUUCCAAGAAGGAAUUCAAAGACUGAUAAUCUAAAGACAGGUAGGCAGUCAUUAAGCAGUGGAUCUGGCUUCAAAUAUCCUAAGAAACAACAAAGACUCAAAGAAUACACCAUGAAAACUUACGAUCAGCACAGCAGUAUAAUGCCUAACCAAGUAAUGCCCAGUAGCACAAAGCAUAAUACUCAAAACUUCCAGCCUGAAAAUACCAAUCCCUCACCUAUGAGUGAUUUCGAGAGAGGAAAGAACCAGAUCUUAGCCCAAAUAUACCAGCUCAUCAAGAAUGAGAAGCUUGGGCUGAGCACCUUAUCUGUAACCACUGAGGAGAAGUCUACUCAGACUAAUUUAUUUUAA